Cyphellophora europaea CBS 101466 is the source of this 588-nucleotide messenger RNA. RefSeq lists its product as uncharacterized. Lineage: Eukaryota; Fungi; Ascomycota; Eurotiomycetes; Chaetothyriales; Cyphellophoraceae. Gene Ontology annotation, molecular function: DNA binding. Bases 1 to 588 code for a protein of 195 amino acids. The transcript has a single exon. The record is from RefSeq and is a predicted model, not a curated record.
AUGGACGUCAGAAGUGGCCACGUAUUCGUGUUUGAAGAGCAUGAGUCCGGUAUCAAGCAAUGGACAGACGGCAUCCACUGGAGCCCAAGUCGAGUCUUGGAUUCAUUCAUAGUCUACCGGGAACUUGAUGACGAGGAGAAGGGGACAGGAAAGCGUGGACGGCUCAUCCCAUCAGAGGACCGAACACGCGACCACCAGGAGCCUGCCGAAAGCAAUUUGUACGGCUCUUUGGUCGACUCCUACCCUUUCAAACGCGACGGACUCAUGAAGAGGACGAUCAGCAUGAAGACAGGAGAACAAUGUUGGCGCCUGGUCUCAUACUACCGACCGGAGGAUGUGAGGCUGGGAAAUGUCCGGUCACCUUCCCAAGAUCCGGGUCUUCACUUCAUUCCACCAAUUCUCUGUGUCCGUCAGGCCCUCCAAUGUCAAGGCGAACGGAACUCUGCGAUGACCAGCCAUUCCACUCACCCGGUGUGGUAUGGGGCUGAAGCUGUUGUCGUGUUCCCUCACAGCAAUACCAAUGUCACGAUUGACAAGGACGGCUUUUCGCGGAAUCUGAACAAGCAGAUACCGUGGUACACCAGUUAA